Messenger RNA from Rhizopus microsporus ATCC 52813, 1065 nucleotides. Its product is annotated as WD40 repeat-like protein. Bases 1 to 1065 code for a protein of 354 amino acids. The record is from RefSeq and is a predicted model, not a curated record. The transcript has 4 exons. Gene Ontology annotation, molecular function: protein binding. NCBI's taxonomy places the organism in Eukaryota, Fungi, Mucoromycota, Mucoromycetes, Mucorales, Rhizopodaceae.
AUGGAGAAUAAAAAGAGACAAAGAAGUGAAGAAAUGACAGAUUCACAAGCAAAGAAGAAGCAGAUCUUGGAUAAAGUGACAGAUCCUUCCUAUCUUUUACCUGUAUCAGCUUUAUUGACAGCAGAAGAAGAGGACUUUCGCGUAAUUGUGGGCACCUAUGAACGUUUGCUGUAUGGACUUAAUGUCAACUGGAUCCAAGAGAAAACCAAACUUAGAUUAGAACCCAUUUUUAUUAUUCCUGCUCACACCGGAUGUAUUCGUACUGUAUCCGUAGGUGGUCAUUUUCUAGCUUCAGGAAGUAGCGAUGAAAUUAUUCGAUUAUAUGAUGUGAAAAAGCGUAAAGAGUAUGGAUCACUGGGUGGUCAUCAUUCUGGAGACAUUACAGAUAUCAAAUUUCAUGGUAAAUAUAUGCUCUCUGCUAGUGAAGAUCACACAAUCAAUCUGUGGAGAACAAAGGACUGGGAAUAUCUAAAGACACUAAAAGGACACAAAGCCAAGGUCAAUUCAAUGGCUAUUCAUCCAACAGGUAAAAUUGCUCUGUCCGUGGGCACUGACAGAUGUGCUAUUGUUUGGAAUUUGAUGACGGGUAAAAAAGCAAGUAUAAAUAAAUUAGGAAGAGAUGAGGGAAUGAUUGUGUUGUGGAAUACGGCUGGAGAUAAAUAUGCCAUCAUGUUUGAUAAAAAGAUCAAUGUCUAUAAUGUAUCAGAUGCACAAGUAGCCACGACAAUGUCACAUACAUCUAAAUUCCAUACUAUUAAAUACUUUGCACUGAAUGAUGAAGAAUACCUUAUCAGUGGACAUGAAGACAAGAUAAUCCGUAUCUGGAAUUUAUCAGGAGAAUGUAUAAAGGAGAUCAAAGGACAUAAGCUCAGAGUGAAGGCAUUGACAGUGAUCAAGUGUGAUGAAAGGACAUUAUGUGCUUCAGCGUCAUCAGACGGUGUCAUCAAGUGUUGGGAUUUAGAGUCUAUUGUUAAAUCAGAAAGCAAGGAUGAAUUUGAGUGUUUGGGAGAAUAUGAUACCAAGUGCCGUAUUACGUGUAUUGAUGCUCAUAACAAGUUUUCUUAA